Messenger RNA from Camelus dromedarius (Arabian camel), 3916 nucleotides. It is a transcript of the gene NUP58, whose product is annotated as nucleoporin 58. Gene Ontology annotation, biological process: nucleocytoplasmic transport. The transcript is spliced from 15 exons. The record is from RefSeq and is a predicted model, not a curated record. The coding region runs from base 164 to 1933 and encodes 589 amino acids. Lineage: Eukaryota; Metazoa; Chordata; Mammalia; Artiodactyla; Camelidae. Gene Ontology annotation, molecular function: structural constituent of nuclear pore. Gene Ontology annotation, cellular component: nuclear pore.
CAGCGCUGUCUCCGCCCCCUCAGGCCUGUUCUUGCGGCCGCCUGGCUCCGGGUUCGCGCCGGGUCGGGGCUGGGCGGGAGCGAUGCUUCCCGGCCUGCCUCAUACUUGAGGCGGGAGCGACCUGCCUACCUCUCUGCUUGCCCACGGCGCCGAGCCGGCAGCCAUGUCCGCGGGGUUCUCCUUCGGGAGCGGCACGCUGGGCUCCUCUACCGUGGCCGCCGGCGGGAGCGGCACGGGCGGCGGUUUCUCCUUCGGGACCGCGGCGUCUAGCAACCCUUCUUUGGGACUCAGUUUUGGAACUCUUGGAAGCACCACGACGCCAGCAACUACAUCUGCUUCUUCGGGUGGUUUUGGAGCCGGGCUCUUUGGAUCUAAAUCUGCCACUGGGUUCACUCUAGGAGGAACAAACACAGGCACGCCGGCCACCACACCUGCGUCCACUGUGGGCUUCAGCCUGUGCUUCAGCAAGCCCGCGGCGCCCGCCACGCCCUUCGCGCUGCCCAGCACGUCGGCCUCCGCCUCGGCCGGGGCGCUCACCCUCUCGUCUGCUCUAACGUCGGCUCCGGCAGCAUCCACAGGAUUUACUCUGAAUAACCUGGGUGGAACGACGGCCACGACUACCUCUGCGUCCGCGGGCUUGUCCUUAGGGGGCGCCCUGGCUGGCUUGGGAGGCUCACUUUUCCAGAGCACAAACACUGCGGCGUCAGGACUUGGACAGAAUGCUUUAGGCUUGACUCUGGGAACUACGGCAGCUACUUCCUCUGCGGGCAGCGAAGGCCUUGGUGGCAUAGAUUUUAGUAGCUCAUCGGAUAAAAAGAGUGAUAAGACAGGAACAAGACCAGAGGAUAGUAAAGCCUUGAAGGAUGAACAUCUACCUCCUGUCAUCUGCCAAGAUGUUGACAAUCUCCAGAAAUUUGUGAAGGAACAGAAACAGGUCCAAGAAGAAAUCAGUAGAAUGUCUUCAAAAGCGAUGCUUAAAGUACAAGAAGAUAUUAAAGCUCUGAAGCAGCUUUUGUCAUUGGCUGCCAGUGGGUUACAGAGAAACACUCUCAAUAUUGACAAAUUGAAAGUAGAAACUGCUCAGGAGUUAAAAAAUGCUGAAAUAGCUUUAAGAACCCAGAAAACACCACCUGGACUCCAACAUGAAAAUACAGCUCCUGCUGACUACUUCAGGGUCUUGGUUCAGCAGUUCGAGGUGCAGCUCCAGCAGUACAGACAACAGAUUGAAGAGCUGGAAAACCAUCUUGCCACCCAAGCCAACAAUUCACAUAUCACCCCUCAAGAUUUAUCAAUGGCUAUGCAGAAAAUUUAUCAAACGUUUGUAGCUUUAGCUGCACAACUUCAGUCUAUUCAUGAAAAUGUAAAGGUGCUCAAAGAACAGUACCUUGGCUACAGGAAAAUGUUCUUGGGAGAUGCUGUAGAUGUGUUUGAAGCCAGGCGAGCAGAAGCCAAGAAGUGGCAGAACGCGCCCAGAGUUACUACCGGACCCACCCCUUUCAGCAACAUGCCAAACGCAGCAGCCGUUGCCAUGGCUGCGACACUUACACAGCAGCAACAGCCUGCUACAGGGCCACAGCCAUCUCUGGGAGUUAGUUUUGGAGCGCCAUUCGGGUCAGGUAUUGGCACUGGCCUGCAGUCAAGUGGCCUAGGUUCUUCAAACCUUGGAGGAUUUGGAGCUAGCUCUGGUUUUGGAUGCAGCACCACAGGGGUCUCCACAUUUGGAUUUGGAACAACAAAUAAACCCUCAGGAAGUCUUAGUGCAGGCUUUGGCAGCUCAAGUACAUCCGGGUUUAACUUCAGCAACCCUGGCAUCACGGCGUCCGCUGGCUUGACGUUUGGGGUGUCCAGUCCUGCCUCUGCAGGGUUUGGAGCAGGAGGACAGCUCCUUCAGUUGAAGAAACCUCCAGCUGGAAACAAAAGAGGAAAAAGAUAGACACAGGGGUUGAUGUGUUGAGAGAAUCCAUAGCAGCGUCGAUCAUUCUAUGAGUCUAUUUUUCUAAAGUUGAUGCAGAAAUUAAACUGCAUCCCAGGAAAUUUAUAACGUUUUGAUAUUUUUCAUUACUUCUGGAAUUUGAACUUUGUUCUUGUUUGCCAUGCUGAACAACUUUUUUCUUGUGACUCUGAAACCUGGCUGUGUAUUUUUUGUUACUCUGAUCUCAGUGUUAAGAAAUGUUCUCAUGACAUCGCUGAUGGGCAGAACCUGCUGCCGUGUAACCCGCUGUCACAGCGGUGCUUUUGCUGACGAGGUUUACAUUAUGUGAACACACGCACACGUUUCUCACGUAGGUGGUAUGAACUCUGGGGCCUGUACUGGCAUCAGCUUGUUCCUGGUAGAGGCCUUUGACCUACACUGCAGGACAUCUUGUGAAUAUGUAUGUAAACUGUAUACAGGAUAAUACACACAGUUGUGUGUGCGUGAAAAAUACAUAUUUACAGACCUACAACUUUUGCCUCAGACUGUUCCCCCUUUUUAAGGGUAUUUUGUUUUUCACCUUCUGUGCUUCGAAUCCUCAGUGCUAGUGGAGCGAUUAGCUAGAGGUACCAGGCCAUUGUGGUUACUUGCUAAAGGACUUAGCGGAAUGGUUGCCGGUGUAAAUAUUUGAGCAACUCAACUUCAUUGCCCCCAUCUCUUCCGUUUUUGUUUCCACCUUAACCUUUAGCAGCUACUCCGAGCGAGGGAUGCUGUCAGACUCAUCAAACAGAGUUUAACGGCUUUUAUUAUCCUACACGUGCUCAUGUUGUCUGUGUGAGGUGUUUUUUCCUAUCUGCGAUGAACCUUCAGUAGCAUAUCUGAGCUCCAGACAGGCGUCCUGGGGGCAGUAGCUACUAGGCCAGGCUGAUUCUGUGCAGGCAAAGGACGCACUGUUACUUCAGCGCAGGCUUUUCUAGCUAUGCCAGUCCAGGGUUAUUUCUCACAGGGCUCCCGAUGCUGACGCCAAGUGGAGUGGCUUAUCAGCCUCUUUUAUGUCUUAAGUCAGUGCUUAAUUUGGAAUAGAGAAACCAUAUAUUUUAAGAAAAAAAUAUACUUUGUAGCAACAGUAAACUAUCCCGUUUUAACGGUGAACAGAGAGUUCCACGUAAUGACACGUAGACACGUCUGGUUGCAUCUGUGUAUUCCUUGUAUCAGCAUUAGUGACACGGAGCGGGUGAAAAAGAGCCCUUGGACAGAGAGCUGCCUUAGCCUUGAUUUCAGACAGAAACCGUUAGGUAGACGUACUUAUCUUUCAAGUACAGUUUUCAGAUGGAAUGUGAACAUGAAUUUCAUUGAAAAUAGUUUAAUUUUUUAUAUAGAAGGUUUUGUACAUAAUGUGCAUCAAGUGAAUAUUUUCAGAAUCAUUUUCACCAAGGCACCUUUUUUUCUAAAAUAGGUAUUACAUAUAUAUAUACACACAUAUAUACACAUAUAUAUUUUUUAGUAUAACGUUAGUUGGGUUUGAUUAUAAAAGUGUUGUCAAAUCUGUUUUAUUUAUCUGCAUAUAGCAAUGAUUGGCUUCUAUUAGAAUUGACAUUUUUGCACCUUGAUGCAUUAAAAUAAGGGAAAUGCUUUGUUUCUGAGCACUGAAGUUAUUGUUAUUUUUGCAUACUUCUGUAACACUGCAGUCCCCAGAUCCAGGUUUUGGGGAAGGGUAGGAAAACGUGGUUUUGUGUUUUGAAUUAACUGUCAGAAUUAAAUACACAAUUACAGCAGACUUUUUUUAAAAAGGACAUUGCAUUGUGCUGCAAAAAUCUGGAUAUGUAUAUUUCUUGGUUUUUUUUUCUUUAUAUAUUUUACAUUUUAAUAUGUUGACCACUGGAAAUUUGUAACAUCGAUUUGUGAUGGGAGUUUAAACGUGUUGUCACCGUCUCUGCUGUCUUCACUUUGUCCAGAGCCUGUCAUUAUGUAAACAAUAAAAUUGGUUGUGUCAGUUGCUUUCAA